GUCAUUCGUGCUUUAUCUCCGUCUGCUUGAAGUAUAAUAUUCCAGAAACGUUCUGCGUUUUAAAGUGUACACAUACAUUUCGUAGAUUACGUUUUAAAAGAACAGAAAUGCGCGAAGGAUUCUUAAUUCUUUUGCUUUUACCUGUUAUAGUUCACUCCUGUGACCUCAAGACACAUUAUGCAAAGGAUAACAACCAGUGCUGCAAGAUGUGUCAGCCAGGAACAAGGAUGCACCAAGAUAUGAAUUGCCAGGAUCCCAUAUGUCUAAACUGUGAAGAUGGAGAAUAUCAAGAUGUUUACAACAAGGACACAAAAUGCAAAGAGCAGCCUAUGUGUGACCCUAAUCUAAAUUUUGCGAAACAAACAAAUCCAAGUAAGAAGAAGUUCAUGCAGUGCCAGUGCAUCCCUGACCAUCACUGCUCCACUGAAAACUGUGAUACGUGUGUGAGAAACACAGUGUGUCAAGCAGGGGAGAGCAUCAAGAAAAUGGGCAACCAGACCUCAGACACUGAGUGCGAAAAAUGUCCUGAUGGCACAUUUUCCAACACGCAUUCAGCCAGAACCUGUCAACCAUGGACAGAAUGUGUGUCAGGAUUCAGAGAAAGUGUUCAGGGAUCUUCCACAUAUGACAGAUCCUGUGAGGCUACAACUAAUGUAAAAGCUAUAGUGUGUAGCGUGGUUGCUGGGCUCUUCCUGGUUGUAUUAGGAACGUUACUCUAUUGUUACAGAAGAGGUAAAAGGGGAGCCAUGGAUCUGGAAAAAAAGUUACAGGAGCAAUGUGGGAUUUUCUGCAAAACCCUCAGAAACAAUCAACCUUUCAACGAUGUACCUUUAGAAGACGAAAUGAACCAGAUGCAGGGCAACGAGCCGGAAGAAGACACUGAAGACCAGUUAAAGCAUGGGGUCUCUGCAAAUGGCAUGCCUGUCAGACAAGACAACAGCAAGGCAUCUCUGAUUUCUCAGCCCGAAACUGCAUCUCCAUCGGAAAGCAUCUAGGGAAUGUCUGUGAGACAUGCAUGUAGUCUUGUGUUCCAGGAGCCAGUCAAAAACACAUUUGGGCUUAUCACUUUUAUCAGCAUUGGUCCCCGUUGGGAGGAAAAGGAGCAGUUUGUGCAUGCAUUUAGGAAUAAGGUGCUGCCCCUGUAGCACAGCUUAAACAUGUAAACAUACAUCUUGGCACAGUCAGUUGGGUUAAAGUAUUCAUCGACUUGCAAUACUGAGACAGUCAGCAAUAGUUUCAGUGUGCAUGUCAUGAUUCUGAAUGUUACUUUAGCUCUAAGCGUGAUGUAGUGUGUAUCUUUAAUUGUUUCCACCAGAUGUUCUCAAUCCAGUUCCUGGGAAUCCCAGCAAGACCAGGAUUUUUUUGCCAACUCCUAGCACACCUUAGCCAGAGAGAGUUCUAGCACACCUUAGCCAGAGAGAGUUCUAGCACACCUUAGCCAGAGAGAGUUCUCUCAUGUGUAUGAAGAGCUAAAGCUGCAGAAAAAACCUGAACUGGCAAGGAGUCAUCAAAGACUGGACUGGGAACCUAAGGUCUAUGUUGUAUACUGGUGUUUUAAAGUUUGAAAGAAUUGAGAACAAUUUUGAUCUGUGUUUGCACUACUCUGUGAUGCACAAAGCGGUCCUGUGUUAUAUUUUUUGUGUAUAUUGUUGUAAUUUACAUUAUUUGUGUUAUCAGAAUUGUGCUUGUGUUAUCAGAAUUUUUUUUGUUUUUUUGCUGAGUAAAUAUCUUUAAUUGCUUUAUAGUUCUGAUAUUGGCAAAAAAAAAAAAUUAACUUACAAAAAUAAAGAAUUAUAUAAUCUCUCAUCUCAGGUGAAUAUUCAUAACUGCAUUUACAUGGAUCCAUUAUAGUAGUCCGAGAUGAAUCACGCUGGUGUCUUUACGAGCAGUUUCCUGUUUUCUGUCUGAUGUGUAUUAUCCCAUGACACUGAUGCAGCUGACACCUUUAAUAGUGUGAAACUUCAUGAUUUGAACUGUUAAAUGUAUAUUGGCGUGGGCUGAGGAGUCGUCCACAAGAGGGCGCUGUUGCUAGCCAAAACCUGACAUUCCUGUACCUGUCUAAACGUAAAUUUAGGUUGUCUUCUUGGAGUGGAAUUUAAUUACCGAACUCAUCUGUGGAAACAUUUUGAACUAAUUCCUUUUUUACUAACACUAGUUUGAAUUUGUUCAUUCAACGAAGACAUUUUAAUGUUUGUCUUGAAUAUAAAAUUUCACACUUAAUAAAAUCGAUUGUAUUAAUUA
Messenger RNA from Electrophorus electricus (electric eel), 2241 nucleotides. RefSeq names its product CD40 molecule, TNF receptor superfamily member 5 (gene cd40). Gene Ontology annotation, molecular function: transmembrane signaling receptor activity; protein binding. Lineage: Eukaryota; Metazoa; Chordata; Actinopteri; Gymnotiformes; Gymnotidae. The record is from RefSeq and is a predicted model, not a curated record. Gene Ontology annotation, cellular component: external side of plasma membrane; CD40 receptor complex; membrane. Gene Ontology annotation, biological process: immune response-regulating cell surface receptor signaling pathway; immune response; apoptotic process.